This is a messenger RNA of Nothobranchius furzeri (turquoise killifish), 4333 nucleotides long. RefSeq names its product E3 ubiquitin/ISG15 ligase TRIM25. The record is from RefSeq and is a predicted model, not a curated record. Lineage: Eukaryota; Metazoa; Chordata; Actinopteri; Cyprinodontiformes; Nothobranchiidae. Gene Ontology annotation, molecular function: protein binding.
CUCAGCGCUGAUUGGCUCGGUUGGUAUUCACAGGGGGCGGGGUUAUUGACUAGGAGAGUUCCCAGACCCUUAGAGGAGGAGUCUGGCAGGCCAGGCUAACGCGUGUCAGCUUUGUUUCCAUGUUAGUGUCUCCUUAUUCUGAACGGUGGCUGAGAAGUGAAAAGAGGAACCGAUUCUUUAUUUUGAUGCCGGCAUUCUGAGCCAACUCUGCUACCCGGCAACAGCCAAUCACAGAGCAGCUUUAAAACACCAACUGUCUGCCUGGGAGUCUGCUCUGAGCAGGAAAGGAGAUGUGGACCCUGCAGUAAAAUCAAGCCUUGAAGGCUAUUUAACAAACGGAUGAUCGUUUUGGUUCUGAUCGGUUCUGGGAAACUAAAAAUAAUGGACCACAACUUUCUGCCUAAGCAAAAGGGCAGAAGAUGGAGCUCAGGUUCUCACUUACAUGCACAAAAAAAAAAACCAAAAGCCGGUUUUAAAAACUUUUCGUCACAUCACAAAAAAAAAAAUCGCCAUUUCUGCAGGCGAGACUCUUUUCCUUCAGUUUCUGAAAUCAGCUGAUUCAUGUGGGCCCGGAGCCGGCAGCCAGACCCGCCCGGAGCCCAACACCAGAAUUUCAUCAAAGCAGAAACCAGAAUCUCUGCUUCCUGCAGCCAAUCGCGUAAUCAGACUGAAGUAUGGAACCAAACCGGUCGGACCAGAACCGGCUCCAGACUGGAAGCUUCAGAGGAAACCUCCAGUUCUGCGGUCUCGCUGCUGGAGGUCUGAAAUCACCUCGUUUGUUUUUCUGUUUUAAAUGAAGACUGAAUGAAAGCGGCGACAGAAGCAGCUUCAGCAGGUUCAGCUGAACGGGACGCGCGUGGGUUUCAUCACCUUCAACACCACAGCUCCAGAUUAUCAUCAGAGACGGACCUCGUGUCCUCACCAAGACUCGAAGACACACGGUCAAGAUCAAGAAAACGGACAAAACCUCUCCGCACCACCUCCAGCAGCUCUUAACUCAUGCAAACGGGAAGCAUUUUCCUGUUAUUCAGGAUGGAAGUUCGACCUGUGAGCCCGUCCUGCACCAGCAGCCCUGCGACUGUCCAAUCAGAAUCUAACGACUAUGUCUGAGGAAGUGCAGCUGAAGGCUUGAGUCGUGGAAGCAAGAAUUCCCAAUCCAGAUCCCACCUGGAUGCAUCUGUGCAGACGUUUUCCAGAAACAGACUUGGGAAGCAUCUCAUCUCACUCCUUUUACUUUUUAUUUUUACUUUAGAAUAAUCCUCCUCUGGAAAUAAUCCUUUGGCUCAAAUGACAACUUUUCUAAAUAUCUUAUUUUUUCAGAUUCACGCAAAGAAACAUCUAAAAAACACAGAAAUCCACUUAUUUCUGUUAGUUUCGCACAUUCCUGAUUUUACAGGAGAUUCAUUUUAACAUCAAAUCGACACAAUCAGAGCAGAAACGCUCAGAAUGAGUCUCCCUGAAGAAGCGUCUGAUGACAGCCAUCGGACGGAGACCGAGCUGGAGGAGGGCGAGGAACGGGACCUCCAGGAGCUGAGCAGCAAACGCGUUCAGACGGAGACAAGGACCAUCAGCCCCCUGACGCUCUUCAAAGAAGACUUCAACCAGCUCAAAGAGGAAAUGGGGAGAAAGUUUAAAGUCAAGGUCGCAAAUCCGACCACGGAGAAGCUGGUUAGGCCUCUGAGUCUGAGUCAUCUCAAAGAGGACCUGAACCAGCUCAAGGAGGACAUCUCCAGUGUCUUCAGAAUCAACGUUUCAAAAGACCAAGAGAAGAAAGACGAACGCCAGCAGGACAACUCCAAAACCUCCAAAACCAACGAGGCCUUCAGGAAUCUGUUCAGGGGGGACAGAACUCCGAAGGCACAAGACACCAAGGAGAGCUUCAGUGGAACCAAGCAGAACCCAAACAUCACGGAGAACAACGUGAGCAAGUCUAGGAACAGAGAGACGAACGGCCCUGAGAGGAGGAGAUGUGCGGAAACACAGCAGAGCUGGAGGACGCCGGCGCCACAGACAGCAGGAGGAGAACUGGAGACUCCAAACGUUGGAAUAAACCUGUUCACGCUGACUCCCAGGGUUCAGACAGCAGGAGACGUGUGGUCGCCUAAAAACUUUGCCACCUAUCUGACCCUUGACCCCAACACCGCCUACCCAGAGCUUCGAUUAGCAGAGGGCAACAGGAAGGCGAUUCGCGACUGGAUGGCGCCUCCACCCCCGGAACACCCGGAUCGGUUUGUGGAGUGUCCUCAGGUCCUGUGCAGGGAGGGGCUACUGGACUCGGUUUACUGGGAGGUGGUGUGGACCGGCGGAGUGGACAUCGGAGUUACCUACAACAGCAUCUCCAGGUACAAGGACACGACCAGCUGCAUUCUGGGACACAACGAGCAGUCCUGGAGUCUGGAGUGCGCAGAGGGAUGCUACACGCCGUGCCAUGGCAACAGGAGGUUCAAGUCCGUCUCACCUGAACCCUUCAGCCACAGGGUCGGGGUGUACCUCAACUGGCCUGCAGGAACUCUGUCCUUCUACUGCAUCUCUCAGGACGCCAUGGUUCACCUGCACACCUUCAGCUCCACCUUCUCAGAGCCGCUGUACCCUGGAUUCUGGGUGUGGUCCUUAGACGGCUCUGUGGCGCUGUGUCAGGUGGAGCUGGAGUGGGAGCGACAGCUGCGGUGAAGCUGCAGAUGUGUUUCUACGUGUGGUGCUCAUGCAAGCUGUUAUUCAGUGAAAGCAGACCAACAGCAGAAUCUGGGAAGUACUGCUCACAAGCGAGUCCAGAACAUGCAGCUGAAGAGUCCAACUAACUCAGAACGCUGCAGAAGCAUCACAGGAUGGUCUGGUUUCUAGAAGGACAGCAAAGAAGAUACAUCGCCCCAAUAAACCGGUGGGGAACAGACUGAAGGUCCGGGGAUCGGACUAGGGUUGUCACGUUAACCGGUGUAGCGUAAACCCCGGUAAAAAAAGUUGACAAAAUAUUAACUGUCUUGUUUUUUAAAACUAUAUUAUCUCGGUGGAUUACCGUGGCUGUGGUGUAGGCGCGGUGACCCUUACCAGCCACCGUAUCAUCGGCUGAAGUUGCCGGCGGCACAUGCGCACUUUGUUGUUUACAACCAAAACUUCCUCGAAGCUAAAGCUGAAAUAAUGGCCAAAGGAGGAGACGGCAGCGCUCAGGAGGACAUUUAUUAUCACUCAGAGAAGACAAAGUGGGAAGUACGGGCAUCUUUUGGAUAUUUGAAGAAUGCCGAGGGACAGCUGAUAGAAGACGGCUAUCCUGUUUGCAGCACGUGCAGAAAAAGUGUCUGUGAAAGGCAGCAACGCUUCAAAUCUCAUGACACAUCUGCGUGACCAUCACCCACAACUCUACAGUCAACGCAAGGCAAGCUAACGUUAGCGCUUUAGCUAAAAUGCGUGAUCAGAGGAUUUGGGUUGAGGGAGAAUGCAACGAGUCGCUAUAUAAAGCAGCCGCAGCGCCGCUACCUGCAUAUAAACCGUGUCGCGGACACCGCCAUGUUGAAAUGACGCUAUGCAUUACGGGGCUCCCAGGGGCAGAUAAGAGUUGGUCUCUCUCCGAGAAUAAUUAUGAAUUUAACAACGAUUACUGCCUGAUGACAUUUUCCCACAUCUGCAAAGCUCACUGGAAGGACACAAACCGAGGACAAUAUUCUCCUGAUAUAGGGUUUAUUACUCAAGUAAGGGUACAAAAGUAUCUGAUUAGAAGGCUACUUGAGUACUGAGUAUCAUCUGGUCUAAUAUUUUUAAAAUGAUGACAUCAAACAGACAUAAAAUAAGAAGUUAUGGGCAAAUAUUGGUAUUUUAAAGACUGAAGGGGAAAAAUGUAAACAAAUAAACAACAUAAUUACAAAAUAACACAUUUUAGGCAAAAUUUAGACACAAACUGAGGACAAUAUUUUCCUGAUAUACAGGGUUUAUGUAGUUGUCUGGAAAUGUAAGAAGUUUUAAAAAAAAGUACCGCGAUAAUACCGAAAACCGUGAUAAUUUUGGUCACAAUAACCGUGAGGUUAUAUUUUCACACCGUGACGACCCUAGAUCGAACUACCGAGGACUGGAUCAUUCAAAACAUCUGGAGAAGAACACGUGAGAGCUCCCAUCAGUCCUGUGUCCUGCACCAGUGAAGCUUCCCGAGACAAUCUGGCAAACUCCAGAAGCUGAACUCUGGUGCUCAGCAGAAGCUGGUGGACAGCAGGUCAGGAUGAGCUACAGAUCAACGAAAACCCCAAAGCAGCAAACGGUGGCAAGUUCAGCAGAUCUGACCUGCAGCUGGGUCUCCUGACUCCCUCGGACCUCCUGCAGCUCCUUCUCCAGCUGCUCCAGACGAGCC